This is a messenger RNA of Ruditapes philippinarum (Manila clam), 365 nucleotides long. RefSeq lists its product as uncharacterized. The transcript has 3 exons. NCBI's taxonomy places the organism in Eukaryota, Metazoa, Mollusca, Bivalvia, Venerida, Veneridae. The record is from RefSeq and is a predicted model, not a curated record. The annotation marks the transcript as partial.
CUGGGACACAUGGACCAAAUUCAGUAUAAAGCAUGCUCCAUCAUUGUUUACAGAAUUACGGAUUUGGCGAGAAAGGACUUUAUCUUCAUGCAGAUAAUUGCGGAGGUCAAAAUAAGAAUAGAUACACACUGGCGUAUCUUUGUUGGAGAGUAAACAGAGGGUUACAUGAACACAUUCAAUUGAAUAUGGCUAUUCCCGGGCAUACAAAGUGUCUUGUCGAUGGUGGCUUCGGGCGAAUUAAAAAGCUAUUCAAGAGGUCUGAUUGCGAGAGUCUGAGUCAAUUUGCAGACAUUGUGGAUAAAUCGGCAAGGAACAAUUUCCCUGUUUUAUAUCGAAAUGAAAACAAUGAUCAAAACAGGGAAAUG